AUGGUGGUGUUUCGGCGGGUGGUGCUGAUGGCUGCUGCGGCGCAGGCGCUUCCGGCGAUAUGGCUGGCUACAUUGCAAGUGGAGCAGGGCAUCUCACCGCUGGCACUGCUCAAGUUCUUGUUCACGCACGAUCAACGGCUAGACCUUGCCAUGACCAUCUUGUCCAACGGAUCGUCCUUCUUCACCUUUAUGACCAUCUGCACAAUCAACGCGCUGCUAUGUGCGCUGGCGCUGUUGCUGGAAAAGAUUGUCUUCACGCGCCUCCGAGCCACAGAGUUGCAGCUGUCGUUCCAAUCAAGCGUCAACUUUGUGAUUCUGCGCGCGAUGGCGAUUCAUGCGGGCGUCAGUCUCCACGAGCACGAUGAUCAAGCGUGGCACUGGCUCUUCUGGGCCAUUGUCUGCGGCUGGGGCACCGCCCUCCAGGCCAUGAGCCACGCCCGCCUCACCUACCUGUUCACGUCGCCGCAUGCCGAUCGCGUGGCUGUGGGCAAAGUGCUGGCGGUCGUGGUGCUGGCGUGGGCAACGACGCUGCUUGUGCUGUCGUGGACGGUGGCUGGGCCCUUGCACUCUGUGCAGUGGUAUCUGCUCUGGUGCUUUGAUUUCCUCAUGCUCACCAUCAAGUCUGCCAACACCCUCCUCACCUGGCUCUACUACCGCCAGAGCAUCCCAGCCACGACGACGUGCGAGGGCCACGUGGUUGAGGAGCGGCGGUACCACUCGUCGCUGGUCAUCGGGCUGCUGCUCCUCCUCCUCCGCUUCCUCCUCUGCUCCUCCGUCCUCGCCAUCAACGACUUUGCCAUCGGACCCAUCAACAUCGUCGCCUUCUUUCAGUGCAAGGGCAUCGUGCAGAGCGCACAGGCGCGCCUCAAGGCCCACGGCCAAUACCUCUUGGCGACGCGGCGGCUGGAGCAGAUGUUCAGCGUCAUGAGCGCAUCGCUCAUCCCCGAACACACGCGCACGGCCGGAUGCCCCAUCUGCCGCGAUGACUUUGGCGACGACGCGUGCUCCCUCCCGUGCAGACACGCCUUCCACCAGCAGCAACACCAUGAUGGCCGUGCUGAUAACGAUGAUAACGAUUAUGGUGAUGGUGGUGAUGGGUUCUGGGCGUUUAACCAGGACGACCUGGAGGCGGAGGUUGCGCGCGUGCUGGCUGUGUUCCCCCACGCGCCCGCCGGUGCUGUGCGUGCGGAUGUGUCGGUGACGGGAUCGGCGGCCGCGACGUCAAACAACAUCUUGGAGGGGCGUGUGCCCGCCGUUGCACUCCGCAGUGACACCUACCGCGGUGGUGCGCCACUCCAAUCUUGGAUUGACGAGUGA
Messenger RNA from Salpingoeca rosetta, 1317 nucleotides. RefSeq lists its product as uncharacterized. Gene Ontology annotation, molecular function: ubiquitin binding. The record is from RefSeq and is a predicted model, not a curated record. NCBI's taxonomy places the organism in Eukaryota, Choanoflagellata, Craspedida, Salpingoecidae. The coding region runs from base 1 to 1317 and encodes 438 amino acids. The transcript has 10 exons.